Messenger RNA from Oldenlandia corymbosa var. corymbosa, 2419 nucleotides. The record is from the annotation of a GenBank genome assembly. Lineage: Eukaryota; Viridiplantae; Streptophyta; Magnoliopsida; Gentianales; Rubiaceae.
CAAUCUUUUCGAAACACUGGUUCUAAAUAACUUACCCUAAACUAUAUUAAGCAAUCUUCCAGAUUAAAAUGAAUCUACAAGUUCCAUUCACACUUAAUGAACUGCUAAACAAUGAAAGUAUAAUGUGCAUUAAGAUUUAUACAAAAUGAAAAUCUAUCAUUACAUAUAUUUUGCCUGGAUAGGUGUUCACAAGUAGUUUAUGAAGUGGAUCCCUGAAACAGACCUUCAAACAACCAUGUAAGCAGUGGCUGUAAUAGCGUGUAUUUGCUAUGUGUGGCCCAAAUAACUAUAAUUUUCCUCAUUAUAAAUACUGGUCAUCACACACCAAAUGAUCCACAACAAACUUUAGUACCCCUAUUUCCAUUUUGGUCACCAAAGCUCCCUAUUUUGGUUUUUUUUUUUUGGUCUAAACAACAUACAAAACCAAAUUCCCUCCAAUUUUUUAAGUUCCACACUUCUGCUUUUCUUGCUGAAAAUGGCAAUGGCAAAGUUUAUCAUUAUCAUGUCUACUUGUCUAUUAUAUUUUGCUAUUUCAGGUGCUGCUGUGGUUGAGCAGCAAUAUUUGCUUACUCAAUGUGGAUAUACUAGAUUUCCUCAAUUAUGUGCUGAUCAUGCUUUGUCCUCAGGGGAGUUAUUUUCAGAAGAUAAUUCAACUCCCACCAAUCUCAUGUCUUUCCUGAUCAAGAAGACCAUUUCAGAAAACAUCCUUCCUGUUUCAAAUUUUGAAGCACUAAGUUAUCAUUUUAUUUCCAAAGAAGCUCAAGAUACCCGCACCGCCAUAGGUGAAUGCCGUGAAUUAUUGAGCAUGUCAACCAAAAGGCUGAAUCAGGCCCUGGAAGCUAUUAAACAAUCACCCGAAAAUCACAAAACAGACAUCCAAACAUGGCUUAGUGCCGCACUAACCUAUCAUCAAACCUGCAAAGACAUAGCUGAUACUCAUGCCGCUUCCAAUUUCUACAUGGCUGAAAUUUCAAAGAAAAUGGAUUAUUUGUCCCAACUGGGGAGCAACCCUUUAGCCCUCGUCAACCGGAUUGUAGCCGGAAGCCACAAAAACACCGCCACUGCCACCACCGUCAAGGGCCGUGGCUUGGCCGAGGAACAACAACAAUUUCCUAGUUGGGUUUCGGCCAAAGAUAGGAAACUAUUGCAAAGUACCACGAUUAAUGCAAAUGUCGUGGUGGCUAAAGAUGGGUCGGGAGAUUAUACGACGAUUUCGGAAGCAAUUCAGGCUGCCAGAGGAGGAAGAUUCGUGAUCUAUGUGAAAUCUGGAGUUUACAAUGAGAAAAUUCAUUGCAAUAAAGAUGGAAUUACACUUGUGGGGGAUGGAAAAUAUUCAACUGUGAUUAGCGGGUCAAGUAGUGUGGGAGGAGGCUCUUCCCUUCAAGGAUCUGCCACCGUUACAAUCAGUGGGGACGGCUUCAUUGCCAAGGAUAUCGGCUUCCAGAACAACGCCGGCGCCGGAGCUGACCAGGCCAUCGCCCUUUUAUUAGCCUCGGAUCACGCCGUCUUAUACCGGUGCAGUCUCGUCGGCUACCAGGAUACUCUCUACGCCCUCUCCCUCCGGCAAUUCUACCGGGAAUGUGACAUUUAUGGCACCGUCGACUUCAUAUUUGGAAACGCCGCUGCAGUUUUCCAGAACUGUUACCUUGUGCUCCGGCGACCGCGCAGCCACGGAGCCUUCAACGUCAUCCUGGCAAACGGAAGGACCGACCCGGGUCAAAACACGGGGUUCUCGCUCCAGAGCUGCAAGAUCACAGUCGGGUCGGAUUUCUCGCCGGUGAAGAACUCGUUCGAUUCGUACCUGGGGCGGCCCUGGAAGGAGUUUUCCAGGGCGGUGGUGAUGCAAUCCAACAUUGACGGCGAGAUCACACCAAAGGGUUGGGCCGAGUGGCCAGGGGAAUCUGGGUAUGCCAAAACCCUGUAUUUUGCGGAGUUUGAAAACAUGGGGCCCGGUGCCGGAACCGGCGGCAGAGUUAGCUGGCCUGGACAUCAUGUGCUUGCUAAUGCAGAGGCUAGUAAAUUCACCGUGGCUAAUUUCAUUUCCGGCAAUUCAUGGAUUCCGUCCACCGGCGUUUCUUUCGUUUCCGGGCUCUCAUAAGUAAAAGAACACAAAAUUCUACACUUUCAGAAGUCUCGUAAUAACAAUAAUUGUGUAUACGUAUAAUUCCGAGACGGAUGGAGUAGUAUGUUGUGACUUGGGUGUAAACAAGCUUGAAAAUGGACCAAAGUUGGUGGGGUCAUAGCUACAAGAAAUUAGUCUCAUUACGGAGUGGCAUAUAUUUUUCUAAUUUCUAUUGUAUGAAAAUUAGGAAGUACUAACUUCUGAGCCCCUUCAUUAGAACAAGCUUCAAUUUGAAGCAGCAAGGAUGUGGAAGUUUUAUUUUGGGUUUUCUAUUCAAUGCAACAAAUGUUUAUGAUC